AUGGAUGACGACAGUGGCAGUGAGGGCGAUGAGAACGAUCGCGGAGCGGGUGGGGGGGGCGGUGGGAGCAGCGGCCGUAGGGGAGGGUCGGGAGCGGGUCUGGCUGGCGGCAGCGGUGGUGGCCGUCGUAGUGAGGGCGGGCACGGAGCGGGCGGGGGCGGGAGCGGUGGUGGCGGCGGUGGGGGAGGAUCGAGAAGGAUGGAUGACGACAGUGGCAGUGAGGGCGAUGAGAACGAUCGCGGAGCGGGUGGGGCGGGCGGUGGGAGCAGCGGCCGUAGGGGAGGAUGGGGAACGGGUGCGGCUGGUCGCAGCGGUGGUGGCCGUCGUAGUGAGGGCGGGCACGGAGCGGGCGGGGAUGGCGGCUGGGGCGCAGAUGGUGGAUAUAACACGGGUGAGGUCGACAGGGCUCGUCGCCGUAAGCGGAAGUCGUGGGCUGGCCCAACGACGAGCCAACGAGACGACAAGGUGCUUCGCUCAGCACACAUUCACAGCGACCAUACGGUCGCCUCGAUCGCCGAAGCGGCAGUCUGGGUGGUCGGGCGUGGUGGGGCGGCCGCCCUUGCUGGCACCUUGAUCAGCAUGCUCGGACCCAACGAUGGACUCUCCUUCGUUCUUAAGAACGUGUCGGGUGGAGGAGCAGCAGCGGCCUCCAAGGGCAAGGACAACCGCAAGCCCCGUGACGAGGCCCGCAUAGACGCUUGCUGGAUGAUGCUUCCAUUCAGCGACGCAAUGAUCGGCUCAAACCAGACCCGCUACAACUCCGACGGCAACCAGAAAGGGUCUAUUUCCAACAACAUCUUCUGGCGAGCCGCGUCGCUCAUCAUCCACCCAAAAGUCAGCACGAACAUCAUCAUCAACGAGAAGGGAGGCAUGAGGGAGGCCCUUACUUCUGUGCGGUCCACUUGGCACAAACAGAUCCGUACGGCGGUCGUGAAAGCUGUGAAUGCACUUGUGGCUUACUCGUUUACCUCCUCCGCUCGGGCCCUGGGCGUGAGACUAUGUGACGUGGAAGAUGCGCGUGACCUCGUGUCUAACAUGACCCAGGUCAUCGAGGUGCUGCAGACGACGGAUGAGAUCUACUACACUAUGGUCGACGAGAUCUACGCCCCCAUCCUCGCUGUACACAGCAAAUACGCUCCGAUUAAACCUGCUGGUGUUGAUGACGUCAUGGGCUCCAAGGACCUGGCCGAAGACCUCCAGUCUAAGACUGUGGCCCAGCAUGUUCAAGAGCGUCACUAG
Messenger RNA from Ectocarpus siliculosus, 1239 nucleotides. Lineage: Eukaryota; Phaeophyceae; Ectocarpales; Ectocarpaceae. The record is from the annotation of a GenBank genome assembly.